This is a messenger RNA of Vicia faba (fava bean), 393 nucleotides long. Lineage: Eukaryota; Viridiplantae; Streptophyta; Magnoliopsida; Fabales; Fabaceae. The record is from the annotation of a GenBank genome assembly.
AUGAAUUUAUUUGGUCGCUUAUCUGGUGCUGCAGGUACAUGGGAAGCAAUUGUGCGGUCUUUUGAGAAAGACCGUGUUUUCCUUGGUGGAGCUGCUCUUAUUAUCACCCAAAAUAACAUUCAACAACAACUGGCAGAACUUGAUCGCGAGGAAACUGAUAUAAAAAGAAAUGUUGCAUUCUCGGCAGCCAAAUAUGUUGAGACUUGUCAGGAGCUUGGCCUACAAGUUUGGAUUGUACAAUUUAUUUAUUUUCUAUUAAAUGGAGAUUACGUUAAUUCAUGUACUGGAAGAAUGGGAAAAGCUGUCAUUAGUGCUCCAGAAGUUGUUGGACUGAAUGUCGUGCCAAUGUCGUUUGAGGUCUUGAAAAGUUCUGAAACAUUCCAAGAAAAGUGA